UGUUCUGCAGUUUCAAAUGGUUCGUAACUGAAUUCGAAUCAAAGUUGGUAUACCGUUAGAAUCAAGUGACUCUUGUAGCGAUUGUCAUCAAAAAUAUUUUUCUUCAUUAUUCACGCGAAAAAAAAAAACUUACAAAUUUAUUAUAAAUUUUUUUUACUAUAAAUUUAUAAUUUUUAUAAUUAUAAAAAAAAAUAACUACAAUUAUUUAAAUUUUUUAUUAUUUAAUAAAAAUGUUUUGUGAAUCAAAAAAUGUGUUUUUCUGGUGAUUGUGAUUUUGUGUAAAACAAAAAAAAAUAUUUGAAAGGAAAAUUUUAUGAUGUGGAAUUUUUUUUCAAAUUUGGAAAAAAUUAGAGCAAACAAUUUUUAUUUUCUUGAUAAUGUCUAGCGGAUACUUUUAAAUUCAUAGGAUGCACAUAAAUAUAUUCUGGCUUUUUAUAAUUUUAAUGAUGCUAGAAAGGACCACUCAGUAUCGUGAACAAUACAAGAGAAAAAGGCCUUACAAAAUUGGAUCACGAUAUAGACCAAAACCAUAUUAUAGACCGAGAUGGCAUCCAUCACCUCGUAAACGUUAUAAACCUCCAGCCAGAUAUACAUACUACAACACUCAUAGACCACAUUAUUCGAGAUCUCCAUCUUCAUAUUACAUGGAAAACGAUUACAUUGAGGAUCAAAGUCAACAUCAACCAUAUGUUAUUGAAAUAGAAUUACCAAAAAAACAUGGGAAAAUGAAUAAUCGAUAUUUAGAUCGGCAUUAUGAUCGUAAUGUAUUAUAUGAUGAUGAUUAUUUGGAAGAUGAUGAUGAUUAUGUGCCAAAAUAUGGACAUAGACGAUUUAGAUUAAAAGGAAAUAAAGGAUCGAAUCCAAAAUUAAGAAUCAAAAUUUCAAGAGUUGACAAUAAAGAUGAAUCGGAGGAAUUAAAUUCACAAGAAUUAAUGAAUUCCAUGUUAUCAUUACAGGGAACACAAAUUGUUCCUACAGAACAAUCGUCUGAAAUUGAUUGGUAUUCAACAAAACAACCACAAAUUUUCCCCACUAUUGACAAUAAUUUUGCUACAUCACCAAUUUUUGACUUUAAACAAUCACAUUUUCCAUGAUAUAUCCUAAUAUAUUUAUAUUUAUACAAAAAAAAUAUAUAUAUAAUAUAUAUUUAUUUUAUUUAAAAAUUUAAAAUAUUUCGAACUAAAAUGAAAUUCAUUCUACCUACCCCAUAAAAAAAAAAACCCUUUUUUUUAAAAUAAAUAUUAAUUUAUUAUGAUGAAUUCGCGAAUUAAAAUUGAAAUAGAGCAGAAUUUUCGGUUCUGUUUUAUUUCUAACAUAAUAGUCAACGAACAUAUAUAAUAUAUUUAUAUAAUAAUAAUAUAUAGUCAUUCGUAAUAAAUAAUUAUUGCUUAUAAUAAUUAAUAGUAUUAUACAUUAUUUUCGGUUUUUGUAACAUGGUUUUGCACAACAUCAAUAACAUGCGCUCUUGUUUUACAAUAUUUUGGGAAUUUACAUUUUUCUACAAAAAAUCAUUUUUUUUUUUUCAUCUAAAUGAUACUUAUAUUAUACAAUUUUUCUUGACAAUAGAAAAAUAUUGAUAGAAAAUUUUUUCGAUUUAUCGACUUAAUAUUUAUCGAUAUAAAAUUUUUUUCAGCGCAAAAAUAUUUCGAUUAUAUACUUUUAUCGACAGUUGGUAAUUUUAUCUAUGCAAAGCUUAUCGUUAACGAGUUUUGUCGAUAAUUAAAAAAAAAUGACAUUACCGACUGUUGAUAAUUUUUACCGAUAUCGGAUUUGUCGAUAAUAAAAUUACUUUAUCGACCAAUCAUCAUUUGAAUAUUUAAUUUUUCGACUGUUUAUAAUUUUACAUACGUGAAUCUUAUUAAUAUUGAACAGAUUGAUUUGAAUAUGUAAUUUUAUCGAUAUUGUUAUAAUUUUAUCAAUUGAAAAAAAGUGACUUAUAUCACAAGAGAUCUUAAAGUGAUUUUAAAAUUAAAAUUCGUACAUUAAUGAAACAUUUUCUCAAACAAAUUGUAUAGAGAAAAAAAUAUUGAAUAUUCGUUGUCUGAAAUUUUUAACUAUUAUUAAUUUUUGUAUUUAUUUAAAAAAAAUGAAUGUCUUCUAGAAAAAUGCAAAGAUUCCCAAUUUUUUUAAAUGUAUCAUUUUUUAAAUAUAUUUUACAGCCUUUUUUAUUAACAUAGGUGCGCAUCUAUUUCACGUUCACAUAAAUCACUACGACACAGUGAUAUUUAGUGAAUCGUAUUAUCUUCAUUUUUUUUUUUAAAUUCGCUUUUUUGCGUCUUUUUUAAAAGACUUUUCUGACUGAUCAUUCAUACGCGACGAUUAUAUAAACAUAGAAACACAAACAUACAUGUUUUUAUCUACAUGUUAUAAUUAAUCGCGACGUUACUAAGUACUCGAGUAAAAUGAUGCGUAAAAUUAUUAAUUUUGCUCUUUUUUCAUAUAAUAAUAAUAAUAAUCUAUGCUUUAUUUUUUUUAACGAAGCACUGCGGAUUUUUGUGUUUUUUUUUCUCUUCUUUAGGAAGCAUUUAUUAAAAAUCUUUUCCACUUUUUUUUAAAAAAGUAUUAUAUUGUUUUGUGUGUGUGUAAUAAUUUUUGGUUUUUAAAUUUAUUUAACUUUUUUUUUUAAAUAUAUAAUUAUGCAUAUAUCUCAUGGUUCAAGUCGAACUUACUGGUUUCGAUUUGUCGAACCCACUUUUAUCUCAGACGCUUUAUUGAUAAAAUGAAAGUAAAACUUUGUACAAAAUAAAAGUAUUAUUUACUUCUUUUUUUUUUUAAUUAAACAAGUAAAAAAUAAAUAAAUAAAAAAAAAAUAAAAAUUUAUUUAAAAAAAUAACUAAAUACUUAUUUAGCUCUGAGAAAUUAAUUUAAAAAACUGAUAAACGUCUACAUUUAAUGGCAACUUAUUGGAGAUAGUUUCUUAUAUUCAUUAUUCAUUAAUAAUAAUCAGUCGAUGCAAAAAUAAAACUCAUGUUUCAUUUUACAUAUUACAAACGAACUUUUCAUUUAUACCUUAUAAAAUAUUACGAACUGCACUAUAAUUUUUUUUCAUUUUUUUAUGUUUUUCAAAAUUAUACAUUAAAUAAGCUAAAAAUUCUAAAAAUAAUCCCCGAUUUCUAAUAAAUAACAAUUUUUAUCGUCAUGUGAAAGGAUAAAGGAAUUUUAAAAAUUUAAUAUCCAAAUUUAUGCAAAAUUGAUAAAAAUUGUGUAUUAUUUAUUGACGUAAUUAAAAAAAGAAGAUAUCAAAAAAAAAAUAAUUUACUUUAAAUUAAAAUGGUAUCAAAUACUAAUAUUAAAUAUCUAUGAAUGAAAAUUCUUUAUUUAAAUUAAACUUUGAAUCCAAUGAAAUGCCACACGCAUUCCUCUCAUAAUCUCUCUAUAAUUGGCUUUACGUUGAGGAAUUUUUCAUUAACAAUGAUUGGAUGAUGGAAAUCCUCUUUGUGUAAAUUUCUUCUCUCAUAAUAAAAUGAAAAAUAACUAUCAAUUCAAUUAAAAAAAAAUACAAUAAUUAAUAAAAAAAAAAAAAAUCAAUUUAUUUAUUGUGCUCACUAAUUAAUUAUUUAUUUGAUCCUAGUGCAAUUUAAAUUUAUCGUCAAUUAAUAAAUUAGAGUAUAAAACAAAUUUAAUUUGAUUUAAAAUAAUUAAAUGAAUUGUUCCUUUUUAAUGUUUUAAAUUGAAUGCAAAGUUAUUAAAUUUUAUUGAAAUUGAAAGAUUUUAAUUAAAAAAUUUUUUUUCCACUUUGAAUAUAUUUUUAAAUCCCUCUUAUUCUUCACAUGAUCGUAAAAAAUGAUAAUAGUUAAUAAUAAAAGCAAGAAAUAAUAAUAAUAAUAAUAAUAAUAAUAAUAAUAAUAAUAAUGUCAAAAAUAAUAUUAAUAAAUGUUUACUUGGAACAACUAAAAUAUUUACUGGGGUGGCUAAAUAUUUUUCUAAAACAGUUGAAGUUUUAUCUGUUGUAGAGAAAAUUUUAAUUGUUUCUGGUAUAAAUUUCUUUACAGUAAAUUAUAAAAUAAUAAAUAAAAUAAUGAAAUACCUUGUGUUAAAGUGCAGCAUUGUGAAAAGACAACAUGUGAAAUGAA
Messenger RNA from Leptopilina boulardi, 4073 nucleotides. RefSeq lists its product as uncharacterized. The record is from RefSeq and is a predicted model, not a curated record. Lineage: Eukaryota; Metazoa; Arthropoda; Insecta; Hymenoptera; Figitidae. Bases 408 to 1094 code for a protein of 228 amino acids. The transcript is spliced from 4 exons.